AUGGCGUCGACGCAAAUCCCAUCUAAGGAAGAGAGGGCUGAGGCCGCCGCCCGAGCCGCAGCCGACGAGCUCAGCCAGGCCAACCGUGAGAGGAGGGAUCGAGAGACCGUGGUCGUCGAGGGCGCCGAGCCCCAGCCGGGCGUCAUUGGCAGCAUAAUCCGCACCGUCCAGGGCGCCAAGGACGCCGUCAUGGGCAAAUCCCACGACGCCGCAGAAUACACGGCGGAGAAAUCCGGCGAGGCCAAGGACACUGCCGCUGGAAAGGCCGGUGAGUACGCCGGAUACACGAAGGAGAAGGCGGCAGAGACAAAGGACACUGUCGCCGGGAAAGCCGGUGAGUACAAGGACUACGCCGCCCAGAAGGCAGCGGAGAAGGACACCGUCGCGGGAAAAGCCAGCGAGUACAAGGACACGGCUGCCCAGAAGGCAGCUGAGACGAAGGACACCGUCGCCGGAAAAGCCAGCGAGUACACGGACUAUGCCGCCGAGAAGGCCAAGCAAGCCAAGGACACGGCUGCCCAGAAGGCAGCGGAGACGAAGGACACCGUCGCUGGAAAAGCCAGCGAGUAUACAGACUAUGCCGCCGAGAAGGCCAAGCAAGCCAAGGACUCGGCUGCUGAGAAGGCUAAGCAAACUAAGGACACGGCCGCCCAGAAGGCGGCGGAGACGAAGGACACUGUUGCCGGAAAAGCCAGCGAGUACACGGACUACGCGGCCGAGAAGGCCAAGCAAGCCAAGGACACGGCCGCCCAAAAGGCGGCGGAGACGAAGGACACCGUCGCCGGAAAAGCCAGCGAGUACAAAGACACGGCCGCUGAGAAGGCCAAGGAAGCCAAGGACACGGCCGCCGAGAAGGCCAAGCAAGCGAAGGACACGACUGUGGGGAAAACAGGGGAGUAUAAGGACUACACGGCGGAGAAGGCGGCAGAGGGAAAGGAUGUGGCAGUGGGGAAGAUGGCGGAGCUAAAGGACACGGCAGCUGGGGCCGCCAAGCGGGCGGUGGAAUUUCUGACAGGGAAGAAAGAGGAGACUAAGGAGACGAUGGCGGAGAGUCGCGAGACGGCCAAGGAAAAGGCGGAGCCGGCGAUGAAGAAUGUAGAGCAAGCUGUGGAGGCCGCCAGGGAGAAGUACGAAGAGGCCAAAGAAGAUGCAAGGAGGAAAAUAGAGGAACUGAAAAUGGAAGGUGAAAAAUCAAAGGGCGAUGCUGCUGGAAGGAGCUCCGGUGGACCCGGAGGAAUACUCGGGGCCAUAAAGGAGAAGCUGACCCCACAUCCGACGGCCGGGACGAAGGAGGAGGAGGAGGGGCAGCAUGGCAGUGAAGCCACGUACGGGCGGCGGAGGAUGGCCGUGGACGAGUACGGGACGCCGGUGGUGGUGACGGUGGAGGAGGGGGAGGUGAUGCCGGCAGAGGCGGUGGCCUCGGUGCUGAAGGAGGCGGAUCAGGAGGCGGGCCAGACGUUCAACGAUGUGGGCCCGAUAGACGAAGAGGAGGGAUCAGUGGUGGGGACACGCGUCCCGUCCGGGAAGAUGUGA
This is a messenger RNA of Striga hermonthica, 1533 nucleotides long. NCBI's taxonomy places the organism in Eukaryota, Viridiplantae, Streptophyta, Magnoliopsida, Lamiales, Orobanchaceae. The record is from the annotation of a GenBank genome assembly.